Messenger RNA from Exaiptasia diaphana, 2805 nucleotides. RefSeq names its product kinesin-associated protein 3. The transcript has 14 exons. Gene Ontology annotation, cellular component: ciliary transition zone; kinesin II complex; axoneme. Gene Ontology annotation, biological process: microtubule-based movement; cilium organization. Gene Ontology annotation, molecular function: kinesin binding. The record is from RefSeq and is a predicted model, not a curated record. The coding region runs from base 119 to 2407 and encodes 762 amino acids. NCBI's taxonomy places the organism in Eukaryota, Metazoa, Cnidaria, Anthozoa, Actiniaria, Aiptasiidae.
CACAAAUCAACUUUCAAGUCCAAGAUGGCGACGGUAAUAACAAGAAUGGAUGAUUGCUUUUGGAAAGUCGUUAGAAUAACUAGAAUCAAAGCCUAGUCGCCCUAUUAAGYUCYUCRCAAUGCARGCAAACGAAGCUAGAUUCUUAAAAAGGCGAGUAAAAGGAGGUUCAGUCGAUGUCCAUCCAACAGAAAACGCCAUUGUUGUUAAYUAUGAAGUUGAAGCACUCAUUCUUGGAGAAAUGGGGGAACCCAUGGUCGGUGAAAGGAAAGAAUGCCAAAAAGUAAUCCGGUUGAAGAGUCUCAAUAAUACGACUAACAUCGGUGCACUGGCAAAGGAAAUAAUUGAAAAAUGUAAACUGAUUCAUCCUUCAAAGCUACCCGAAGUUGARCAGUUAUUGUACUAUUUACAAAACAGGAAAAAUAAUGGGAAAGGCAAAGAAGGYAAAAAAUCAGAAUAUAAAAUGCUGCAUGAAGCUGCCGCGCCAGACUUUGAAGACACUGAGAUUGAUGAGGUAGCCAAUAUCAAUGACAUUGAUGACUACAUAGAAUUACUUUAUGAAGAUAUUCCAGAGAAAGUGCGUGGCACAGCAUUGAUACUCCAGAUUUCACGAAACCCAGAUAACUUAGAAGAAAUAGCUCAAAAUGAAACUGUUCUGGGAGCAUUAUCAAGAGUUUUACGCGAAGACUGGAAGAAGAGCACAGAAUUAACAACAAACAUUGUUUACAUGUUCUUCUGUUUCUCAAGCUUUUCUCAAUUCCAUUCAAUAAUUAUCCAUUAUAAAGUUGGUGCCAUGUGCAUGCAAAUCAUGGAACAUGAAAUAUCACGCUAUGCAUCCUGGACMGAAGAACUUGAAAAGAAAAAAUCUGGUAACAACAGAAAGGAAUAUGAAAAAAGUUAUAAGAAGUUUCUUGGACUUGUAAAGAAACAAGACCAACUGUUAAGAGUGAUAAUCUAUUUGCUCCUAAAUCUGGCCGAAGAUGCCAAGGUUGAGAUGAAAAUGAAGAAYAAAAGGAUUGUCAAUAUGCUGGUGGAACUACUCGAUAGAGAAAACCCAGAUCUUCUUAUCAUGGUUGUCUCAUUUCUCAAAAAACUCAGUAUUUUUGCCGAAAACAAGGAUGAAAUGGCAGACAGUAAAAUCAUUGAAAGAAUCGCCAGACUGGUACCAAAUUCAAAUGAGGAUUUGCUGAACAUAACUCUACGAUUGCUGCUGAAUCUUUCGUUUGACGCACAACUAAGAGACAGGACGGUGAAAGCCGGKUUGGUCCCGAAACUUGUGCAACUUAUCAUUUAUUAUUUCGGUUUGUUUCAGGUCAUGAAAAUGAUGCUUGAAAGCCCCGGCGAGACGAUUGAAUUGGAGCUGAUAGCUCUUUCCAUCAACCUCGCGGCUAAUAAACGAAAUGCUCAACUCAUUUGUGAAGGACCUGGUCUAAAGCUACUGCUGAGAAGAGCCUUCAAGUUUCAAGAUGCAUUGCUUCUCAAGAUGAUACGGAACAUCUCUCAACACGAGGGUCCUACAAAGGAACAGUUUAUUGACUUCAUAGGMGACCUGGCCAAAGCAGUCUUAACGUGUCCMGAUGAAGAAUUUGUUGUAGAAGCGCUUGGCAUUCUGGGUAAUCUAACAAUCCCCGACUUAGAGUUUCGACAGCUGUUGGUCGAUUAUGGGAUGUUAGAUUUUAUAAAGCUCAAGCUACAGCCGGGUAGGUUUCUGUUGAUACAGUCAACUCUCGCUCCUGCCUAUCUCAUUGACUUGAUGCACGACAAAAAUGCUGAGAUAAGGAAAGUGUGUGAUCAGACUUUGGACAUAAUAAUGGAAUACGACGAAGAAUGGGCAAAAAAGAUUCAAGGAGAGAAGUUUCGCUGGCACAAYUCACAGUGGCUCGAAAUGAUCGAAAACCGAGCACAGAUGGACGAAGAAGAGGGCUUUAUGUACGCCGGGGAUAACGAGGCGCCUUAUCUCGACGCGGACCUCUUAGAUCGACCAGAGCUCUUUUACGGACACCCGGGAUAUGAUGACCCUGUCACAUUAAUGUCCCGUGAAGGAGCAACCACUCCUGAUUUCAUGACCGGGGAGGCUGGGGAGUAUAUGGUGUUUGACGACGGAGAGGAUCCGUAUGGUGGCGCCGACCGGAGAUAUAUCAACCAAUACAUGAUGCAACAAUACCCGGGGGAAGGGUACCAGGGCAAUGGAUACCCGGGUGRUGAAGAGGAAGUUGAUGACUGGGGACGACUUAUAGGAGAUCCUGGAGUACAGGAGCAGUAUCCGACACAGGGGCAAAUUGCGAGACCGGGUAGUCGGUACGGGGGAAGGCCAGUAUCUCCCCGGUAUGCCGAGGAAGCGUAUGAUGAUAGAAAUACAGAUAUGUAUGGUCGACCAGUAUCCCGUGCAAUGCAGUAUGGUUAUCGAUAACGUUAUUAAUGAACUGUACAAUAUAUUAUUGUAAAAAACAACAGUGCUUUUUAACUUUGCUUUGUAAAAAGCCUGAAUUCACGGUGUUUUCAGAAAGUGCUGUACAGAAUGUAAUCUUAUCCUGGAUGAAAACAUUAAGUAUAAUUCAUGCUGCAAAUUCGUCUUGUUGAUUAUUGCCCUAUUUUACAUGGGGGGGUCGAAAGAAUCAAUCAAAGCAAAACGAGAAUUUUAGUCGUAUUUUCUAGUUAUUUAAUGUAACGUUAAAAUGAUGGUCAGACGCAGUAAAUUUAUGGAUGCUUUGUUACCACAUAUUUCUCGUAUAGUAAAAAUUAAUCAGCAUUAGUCAUAACUUUAUUUCCGCUUGCAAUCAUGCUGUCACGGGAGAAAGCGCUUCGGUA